This is a messenger RNA of Chaetomium strumarium, 1831 nucleotides long. RefSeq lists its product as uncharacterized. Gene Ontology annotation, molecular function: DNA-binding transcription factor activity; RNA polymerase I core promoter sequence-specific DNA binding; TBP-class protein binding. The transcript has a single exon. Gene Ontology annotation, cellular component: RNA polymerase I core factor complex. The record is from RefSeq and is a predicted model, not a curated record. Bases 290 to 1831 code for a protein of 513 amino acids. Gene Ontology annotation, biological process: regulation of DNA-templated transcription; nucleolar large rRNA transcription by RNA polymerase I. NCBI's taxonomy places the organism in Eukaryota, Fungi, Ascomycota, Sordariomycetes, Sordariales, Chaetomiaceae.
AUCGAAUUUGAUGAUCCUAUCAUUCAAAGCACCCUGCUAACCUCGACGCGUAACUCUGGCGAACAAUAUUAAUCGACUCUUAUUAAAGCAGGUACCUUAGCUCACUCAGAUCGGGAAGUGUGUAGACAAAACAACCGUUUUUUUACCGUUGCACAAACCAGGACGCUUAUCACCACACUGCCUUUUAGAACACCCAGGCUCACCGUCAAGACCACAUCUCGACAUCUCACUACUCUCACUACAGCUACAACACACGACUAUUCAAAUGCCCUGAAACCCAACCAAAGAAAUGGACGACCCCUCAAACCCAUCCCGUAGCAAGCGCAAACGCGCCCCCUCCGACACAGUCAUCAACCCGCUCUCUCACACGCCGGACACCCUCCGACAAUUCUGCCUCGCCGGCUACCCCGCCGACGAGCCCCUCCCCUCCAAGGCCUACCCGGGCUUCCCGCACCGACCUCCCCGCCAUCAGCGCAAGCAGAAGAACAGAAAAUCCUCCCGCCGCAGCCGGGGCCGCCGCUCAUCAUCAGGGUUAGUAGCAGACCAAGCAAGCGACGCCGACGUCGACACCGGCCCGGAAUGGGAGGCCACAACAACGACUGAUGAUGACGACGACGACAACGAUGGUGGUGGUGGACCAGCGACGGCCGAAACUACUAGUACCCAUCCAAGUAACCCAACCAUCACUACCACCACUACCGCCACUACCAACACCACCCAGGGAAUCAGCCGCAAAGCCCGCGCAUACCACGCGCGCGUGGGCUGGCUGGCGGCCGUGGUCAGGCGCUGUCUCGCCGAGGGGGACAUCGCCACGGCCAAGCGGGCGUUUGGGCUGUUGGCGAGGGCCAAGGUGGAGGGCCAGCGGGUGGAUCUGCGGUGGGAUCGGUACUGGGAGAUGGGCGCCGAGAUUCUGAUGCGCGAGGGGGAGGAGGUUGUUGUUGCGAGGUCGGGGAAGAAGAGAAAUCCCCGUCCGAGCGGGGAGGGGGUUACGGGAGAGGGGGGAGACGGGGAGGGGGAUGGGGAUGGGGAGGAUAAUGAUAGUAGUUGGCGGCAGGAGGGAGGUGAGGAGAGAGAGAAGCGGGAGGAAGAGAAGCUAGAGCGGUUGAAGGCGUACUUUGAGUAUCUCAUCCGGGAAUACCCUUUCCGCAGGCAUCUUAGUGCCAGUAACAGGCAGAGCGCGCUGGAGUUCCAGGUGGCGUUGUUUAGCACCGAGAUGGAAGCGGCGUAUGCAAGCCACAGAAGCGGGCUGGAAAGGUUACAGACGAGUGAUGGAUGGGAGGAGGGGGAAGAGGAGGAGGAAGCGAUGAUGGAUGUUGAUGAACCAAUGGACUACGGCAUGGACGGUCAUCUGACGAGGGAGAACGACGAUGGAGCGCAACUACUGCCCGCGACAGAAGAUCAUCUCCGGGGCCUCAGCCGCCGCGAGCUGAGACUGCGCGAGAAGGAGAACGAUCUCCGGCUCUCGGCACUGCGGCGCAUGACUGAUAUCGCGCAGCGGAUGGACAGCGUCAUGGAGACCAUGCCUUUCUCACGGGACCCGGAGCUGCUCCGGUUGAGGGCCAUGGUGGCGCUGUACACAGGGGAUCUGUGUGUGCCCGCUGCUCCAAGGUCGGCAGCAGAGGAAAAGGAAAGCAAGAAAGCACGGGCUGGCCAGCGCGGCAAAGCCCGUGAUUUCCUGCGCCGGAUCCAGGAGGGCGGCGGAGAGCUGAAGGAUCAUGACGCGAUGCUAUUGGAAUCUCUGGCAACAGAUGAAGAAGAGGAUGAGGAGGAUGAGGAGGAGGGAGUAUCCGUGCUGCCGAUGUUCUCUUCGAUGGGCAUCGAGGAGGGGUAG